AGAGGUCCAUCCGCGCAAAAAGAUGAAGGGAGAGAAAAAAUCUGGUACUACGUCAUCCCUCUGGUUUUAGACAUUUCUAGUACCGUCUAUUAUCACUACGAGUAGUGAACUUAAGCUUGAAGAUGAGGAACAGCCAAUAAACCAAAACAGAAACCCUUUUAUUUUGCAAGAUUAGCAUGGCCUUACGAAUGCCAGGACAGUUGUUGCUCAAGCCUCCCAAUUGUCUGCUACCUGUAGGAAGAGUUAGUGUGAUAGUUAGAACAAGAAAAGCUAAUAAUUCAUUGUUUUCAAACUUGUGUUUUUAUGGAGUGAACCCCAGGUUGUGCAUAAGGGCCUGCAAUGAUGGAGGGGGUGAAAUUUAUGUUAACCCUCAGCAUUCUUCUUCACCUGCUGAUGUUGAUAUGUUAAAGGAUAGCUCUGGUGAUGGUUACAUUGCGUUGUUUGUUCGGAUGCUUGGCUUGGACCAUGACCCUCUGGAUAGAGAAGAGGCAGUAAUUGCUCUCUGGAAGUAUUCGCUUGGAGGGAAGCAGUGUGUUGAUAUGAUAAUGCAGUUUCGAGGUUCUGUUAAUCUGACUGUGAACCUUUUAAGGUCUGAGUCCGAUGCUGCUUGCGAAGCAGCUGCUGGUCUUUUGAGGAUGAUAUCCUCAGUCAAUAUUUAUAGAGAUCUUGUUGCAGAUAGUGGUGCAAUAGAAGAGAUAAACGGCCUCCUCAGACGUUCUUCCCUCUCCCCAAAUGUGAUCGAGCAGAGCUUAUGUACGUUAUGGAAUUUAUCUGUGGAUGAGAAACUCAGAAACAAAAUUGCCAAGUCUGAUCUCCUGCCUUUACUAAUAAAGUUCCUGGAGGAUGAAGAAGUGAGAGUGAAGGAGGCAGCUGGAGGGGUUUUGGCAAAUUUGGCAUUGACUGCUUCUAAUCACAAGAAUAUGAUUGAAGCAGGUGUCAUUCCAAAAAUGGCAAUGCUCUUGAAAACUGAGGUGGAGGGAUCUCAGGUCAUUAAAAAGGAAGCGAGAAAUGCGUUGCUGGAACUUGCUAAAGAUGAGUACAACAAGAUUCUCAUCAUGGAGGAAGGUCUUCUCCUGGUCCCUUUAGUUGGUGCAGCUGCUUACAAGUCCUUCAGACCAGCUCUGUAUUCGUGGCCUUCUUUGCCUGAUGGUACCAAAAUUGAACAGAACCCAAAACCUUCAAGAUAUGGUGCCUCUGAAUUACUUCUUGGAUUAAAUAUUGAGGAUAAUAAUGCGAACAUUGAGGAAGAAAAGAUGAAGGCAAUGGUAGGACGCACUCGACAGCAAUUUCUUGCACGUAUUGGGGCAAUAGAAACUGAAGAAGAGAAUAAAUCCCGUGGUGAACUCUCUUCAAAUCCAAGGUUUACUCUUUUGCCGUGGAUGGAUGGCAUGGCUCGCUUGGUUUUGAUUCUUGGACUUGAAGAUGAGUCAGCAAUUGCUAGAGCUGCAGAUGCCAUUGCAGAUGUGUCUAUUAACGAACAUAUGCGGGUUUCUUUUAAAGAAGCAGGUGCUAUAAACCCUCUUGUUCGGCUAAUUAACCAUCCCAGUGACACUGUUAAAUUAGCUGUUAUUCGAGCUCUAGAGAGACUGUCUAUCAGUAAUGACGUUUGCCAAAGGAUGGAAGCAGAAAAUGCUUUGUACUCAUUGAUUUCCUUGCUCAGUAACUCAGAGAUCUCUAAGAGCUUGACAAGAAUGAUAUUGGACGUUCUUACUCGGAUCCUAGAUCCGAGCAAAGAAAUGAAAUCAAAGUUUUAUGAUGGACCAGUUAAUGGGUCAAUGAAGGCAUGGAGUGCAGCAAGAAAUGCAGGGUUGAUGGGAAAUGAAAACGCGAAAGUUGCAUCAACUACCAGUUGGGAAACUGCCAAUGUGGGGGAUCUCUUAGAUUCUACUGUUCUAUCUCGCCUAGUUGAUAUCAUGAGGACAUCAUCCCCGGAUUUGCAGAGGAAAGCUGCUUCUAUCCUUGAGUUUGCUGCAGUUAUUGAGCCAUGCACGGAAAAGAUCCUGUCCAUUGACCUAGAAGCUGGUCUAGAUGCUGUUUUCCAGCUGAAAGCUUUAAAUGGCUCCAGAUGUCCAGUCCCGGGCGUGCGGGGAGGGGGGAUGUUGGAGUCCCACAUCGGUGGGUUAAAGGGUACAUGGUUUUCUUAUAUGGUCUUGGGCAAUCCUCUCCUCAUGAGUUGAGUCCACAUUCAAGGGUCAAAGAGUUCUAGAAAACGUUCUUGAUGGGAAAAAAAUGUGAACGAGGGAUCCCACUGAAUUGGAUUGGAUCCAUGAAUCAAGGGUCAAGCAGUGUGUACAACGGCAAGCCAUUCAGCAUUUUCAAAUUGCAACAAAUUGAUCCAAACUGAUGUGUACUAUAUUUACAAGAUUCUAACAGUGAGAAAAUGUCUAACCUCCCAAAACUGCUAAGCAUGUACCAAGUUUUUGAUAAUAAUGGUGCGCCUUUUGUAUUCAUUGCUUUAAUGUUCUGUAGAAUAUUUCUCUUCUGUUCUGUGGAAAUGCUCAAUCUUAACCACCACAGGUAAAUUUUUGUAACUGAGUAAACCUGUAGACUUACAGAUGACUCGAAAAUUCUUACAUAUGUUACCAGUUCACUCUUUUCCUCAGGUUCUCGCUGAAACUAGAAGAUAAACUCGCUAGUCAGUGAUCUACAUUAUAAGACGUGACAUUUGUGGGCCAGGGUGUUCCAUUCUAGGGCUGCAGAAACUUACAUGAGUCUCGAGUGUUUUCUUUAGGUUUGUAUAGCAUAGACAGCAUUCUGGAGUAUAGUUCAAGUAGUUUCUACUAAUGAUUAUGCAAAUUUUGACACGUGAACAAUUUAAUAGCACUUUGUUGGGAGGGGAUCCCAUCUUUUGUUAUUUGGCUAAAGGAAGAAAACUUGAAGCAUGGUGGAUGACAUGAUGAAAUUUAGUUAUUUGUUCUUUGUUUACUUUGGUGGUGUGGAGAUCUUAUGCUAAAAUAUUAGUCUAUCAAAACUUGAGGAUAUUUACAUUAUAUUCUGUUGGU
Molecule: messenger RNA, 3002 nt
Organism: Lycium barbarum (goji berry)
Lineage: Eukaryota; Viridiplantae; Streptophyta; Magnoliopsida; Solanales; Solanaceae
Exons: 9
Coding region: 177-2177 (666 amino acids)
Molecular function (GO): protein binding
Source: RefSeq, a predicted model, not a curated record